GAUAAUAUAAAAAUAAUAUUUAAAGGUAAAUGCAUGCGGAGCAGUUACAGCGGAAUAUUCAUUCUUUGAUAAGCAAUGGAGUGGUUUACGACAAAUGAUGGAAAAUAUAGAAUUGAAUCUCUGUCAGCUGCGACUUUGUCUGGGGCUUUAAAAUUAAUGGAUGAACAUUUUUUCAAAGAUGAACCCGUGUGUAUCGGAACUGAAAUGAACAUUAAUCCUUUAGCAAGGGAAGAUAUGUUAGAACUGUGCGCAGACGCAGCAUUGGACGGCAUGUCAUUGGUAGCUAUUUCUAAUGACAGCGAGGAAGUCGUUUCGGCCCUUUUCAAUAAGUUGCAGGAAGUACCCACAAAUACAUCAGAGAAGACAUUUUUUGAAACAUUUUCUGAAGAACGCUGCAAACAUGGACCGUCUCGUGCUGUGGUCAACGUGAUGGUUGAGUUAGAUGCCAAGUGCAAUUUUUAUGAGAAAUACAAUGCUGAUUGCGCCUGUGAAUUUAUGUUUUUGGGAACCCACCGUGAACAUAGAAGGAAAAACCUCGGAAUGUUACUGUGUCGAACAGCAGUGGAACAAAUAAGAAAAUUAAAGUACGCUCCGGCCACUCCUUUGACUAUCCAGGACCUAGGACCAAAGUACUCGUUUAUGAAGCCAAGGGCACCAAUUACGAAAGUGCCUCAAAUAUGUCAUGCAUUGUGUACAGCGGUUGCGACUCAAAAAAUUUUCAAGUCUUUGGGGUUUGACGAAGUCGCCACAUUCCCUUUGGCAGAUUUCACCUUUAAUGGAAAACCUUAUUCGACGAGAGGAGUGACAGGCUUCUGUAUAGCCUAUGCAAUGAGAAUCAAUUAUAGUGGGAAAGAAAGCGAUUUCAGACCACAAGAGAUCACAAAUGAAUUUCCCAAAAACACUUUUUAUAAUAAUAGCCCUAUGACUGCAUUGAGUAAACUGUAGCCAAAAUUAGAGUUGAGCCUCGGAACGAAUUUUUACCUAUAUAAUUUUACCUUGACGUGUUAAACGUUUUCUCAUAAGAUAUUGUCAUGUCCGCGUGAUGAGAUAAUAUAAUGAUAACGGGGUCCGAAGCCGAUUUUGGCUACGGUGUCUGUUCUAAUUUCAGAAAAGCAGCCAGCUCUGCAGGUUGAAUUACAUAUACUUAGUGCACAAGGGUUGCGCAGACACAGGUGCACUCAAUAUUCUUUCACUCUCAUAGUCCGAUGACAUGGCAAACUAACAUGACAGUCAGACAUGAGUGAACAUGAGUUUAGAGAGAUCGAAGGCGCAGAAUUGAUAUUUACGUGUUCUCCAAUGCACGGGUCAUUUUCGUUGUUUAAUAAAUAAAUAAUAGGUGUGUCAAGUCUAUAUAUAA
Molecule: messenger RNA, 1357 nt
Organism: Helicoverpa armigera (cotton bollworm)
Lineage: Eukaryota; Metazoa; Arthropoda; Insecta; Lepidoptera; Noctuidae
Exons: 5
Coding region: 76-945 (289 amino acids)
Molecular function (GO): N-acetyltransferase activity
Source: RefSeq, a predicted model, not a curated record